This is a messenger RNA of Cydia strobilella, 1007 nucleotides long. It is a transcript of the gene amrt, whose product is annotated as TM2 domain-containing protein CG11103. Lineage: Eukaryota; Metazoa; Arthropoda; Insecta; Lepidoptera; Tortricidae. The transcript has a single exon. The record is from RefSeq and is a predicted model, not a curated record. Bases 52 to 594 code for a protein of 180 amino acids.
UCAAUCAAAUGAUCAAAAUCUCUAUUUUCAUUUACGAAAAAUAGAAAAAAAAUGGAAUUUUUACUAAGAGUGGCUUUAAUAUUGUUUGGCGUGAUACCCUACAGCAUAUCAGAGAGCGUACCAGUCUCCACGGAGCAGUAUAAUCCUUUGGGACCGCUCGUCAAAUGUAGUUUUCUCCCAAUGGAAUUCCUGGACUGCAAUGAACUUGUAGACCAUAAAGGGAACCAAUCAGCCAAGGAGGCUAUGGGCCAUGGCUGCGUGAAGUUUGGAGGCGUUAAAUACGAAGAUGUAGAGAAGGCCAAAGCGCAAUGUAAGCCGUUGGAAGGCAUUGAAUGUUCCGGCCCAAGGAAUUUUCUCCGCGAGGGUUUUCCUUGCGUGCGAUACUCUGGGCAUUACUUCACUACAACUCUUAUCUACAGUAUUUUGUUAGGUUUCUUGGGCAUGGACAGGUUUUGUCUAGGGCAGACUGGGACGGCAGUGGGGAAGCUAUUGACACUAGGUGGACUGGGUAUUUGGUGGAUUGUAGAUGUUGUGCUAUUGAUUACGAACAGUUUGCAUCCUGAAGACGGGAGUAAUUGGAAUCCUUAUGUUUAGUUUUAUAUUUAAGUUAAUAUAAUAUAAGUUUAUAGUUAGACCAAGCUAACUCUGCAGCGAAUUUGAGCAUAUUGGCAGAGUUGUCAAAAACAUCAAAUGUUUAUGAAAUUAUGAUGUUUAAAAUAACAUUUCCACAGUGUGCUAUCAAAUAUGCUGCAUAGUUAGCUUGGACCGACUCUAGUUCAGUGUAUGAAAUAUAUGGGAGCUGGUUGACAUCUCAAAAGUAUAGUGGAACUUACUGUUGUAAAAAGAUGUGAUUGAGAAAGUUGUCAAGUUAAAGUAUAAAUAAAUGUUUUUACACUGGACUGUAACUUCUAAUCUACUGUUGAGGCUGAUAUAGUUUAUAAAUUGUAAAACUUGUCUGAAGUUAUGUUCUCUUAAUUUAUGUUGAGAUUAGUGUGAUGUUAUCCUUU